This is a messenger RNA of Chenopodium quinoa (quinoa), 1663 nucleotides long. Its product is annotated as repressor of RNA polymerase III transcription MAF1 homolog. Gene Ontology annotation, biological process: negative regulation of transcription by RNA polymerase III. Lineage: Eukaryota; Viridiplantae; Streptophyta; Magnoliopsida; Caryophyllales; Amaranthaceae. Gene Ontology annotation, cellular component: nucleus. The coding region runs from base 575 to 1249 and encodes 224 amino acids. Gene Ontology annotation, molecular function: RNA polymerase III core binding. The record is from RefSeq and is a predicted model, not a curated record. The transcript has 11 exons.
ACAAAAAUUGCAAAACCGCUAAUACCGUUAGCGGUUUUAAGUUGAACCGAAAACCAAUCCUACGUAGACACUAUUUUGGGAAUUUGUUUUUAAAACGAAGUAUAAUGGGAAUUAAUUUCUAUUUUAACAAUAUUAAGGAACAUCGUUAAACAUUGAUCAUCAAUUAUUCAAAAAAAAAUAAAAAAACAAAUUGUAAUCAAGUCCACAUGGGAUGUAACACACCGGAACAUGCACUUAAAUCUCUUACACUACAAAUAUCCCCAAAUCGUUUGAACAACGACCUUCCAAAAUCCGAAUAUUCGAAUUAGGGCUCCAUUUCUCCAACCCUUUUUAUAUUUUCAAAAUUUCAACCUUCUUACAGCAAAAAUUCCACCAAAUCAGAGGAGAGAGAAAGUGAAAGAGAAACAGAAAGAGAGAGAAAUUUCGCGAAUUCGGCAACUCAGUUCCUCCGCAUCUAAUCGUAUGUUAUUAGAAGCAGGUAUAGUUCUCAAGGAUUACUAUAGAACAAGUAGACCUCCGCCGCCUCCGCUACCGCCUCGAAAUCCCGUCUGUAGAAUCGACUCUCAAUUAAAUCAUGAAGUUUCUCGAAUACACUCAGUUAAAUCGUAUAAACGAUUUCUUGAGUCAUGUAAAUCUCGGCGAGCGUACUAUUAAGGGAUGUUUGGAGGCAUAUUCUUGUAAGCACACAGGUUUAGACAAAAGACUUUCGUUGAGUUUAGAACAUGAGAUCCUUGAUCAACUUGGAAGAUCAUCUGACACUGAUUCUCCGUCACCUGCAGAAAAUUUGAUUAGCAGAUCCAGCCGGAAGACACUGAUUUACUUGGUCCUUACUCUGUACCACAUGUACCCAGAUUAUGACUUCAGUGCAGUGAAGGCUCACCAGUUCUUCAUAGAUGAAACCUGGGACAGUUUUGUGCAAUUAUUUGAUUCUUACAUGAGAGAAGCAUCAAAGGAAUGGAUUGAAGCUAAUGGUGGUAGUUCACUCCUCGAAGAUUUGUACAAGGCCUUAGAUGAAGUGGUGAAACUCUCUGAAUGUGAAAUUUACAGUUAUAAUCCUGACUGUGAUGCAGACCCUUUUUUACAAAGAGGAGCCAUAUGGUCGUUCAAUUACUUCUUCUACAACAGAAAGCUGAAGUGUGUUGUGAGCUUACGGUUCUGCUGCCUGAGCAACUUGGUGGCUGAUGAAUAUCUGACUGAUGAGUUGGAUUUUGAGGAAGAUGGGGAAAUUUUCGACAACAUGGAUAUUUGAGUGCGGAAUCAUGUUCGUACGACCUCUGUAUGCUUGUUGAAAUUAUGUGAUCUCAGGUCUGAAUGCUUAUAGUAGCCUUUACCUUUUGUAUCUGAUCUCAGACACUGUUGUCAGACCCUGUAAUUAAGGUAAUGUGAAGUUUUUAGAGGUUAGAAUUGCUUCCCAACUCGGGAUGCUGUGAUGUAAAUAUGUAUCAGGUUUCAUCCAGGCCUUAGGGCUUUGGAUUUGAAUUGCUGAAUCAUAGACUAAGACACCAUUUAGUUUCAUCGCACUAUCAGUUGUGAAUAACUGAAUCGUAUGCCUUCAUUUGUUAUUCUGUAAAGAUUGUGAGUGCCUUUGUUAUUUUAUCAUGUGCUGAAUUUGAUCAGCUGUGUUAACACUCAAAAUUCAAGUGGACAUCAGAAUACUGACAAA